UCAGUGGAUUGAUGUCAUUCGUCCAACAACAAAUAAGAAAAAACUUGCAAUUUUUUUGCAUUUGUUAUAUUUUACGAAAAUAAUAAAAAUUUUCCUAAGAAAUGGCCAACUUUAUGCAAGAUAGUGUGGUAAAAUAUGCUUGCUCCUGCGGCAUAUUAAAUCCCAUAAGUAAACUGUUCUUUUGUCGCCACUGUCCCAAGCUGAGGUGUGGUUUCUGUGUCUGCCACGAAGUUGAUUCACAUUUCUGUUCAAAUUGUUUGGAGAACAUACCCUCUUCGGAGGUGCGUCACAAGAAAAAUUGUUGUGCCAAUUGUUUUGAUUGUCCUUGUUGUCAACAUACUCUGUCGGCUCGUGCCACCACUGUAAUUGUACAGAAAAAGCCAGAUGAGACCAAGGAAGGCGAGGAGACUAAACCUGAUGCUUCUAAGGUUAUUACUAAGAAAAUGUAUUAUUUAUCUUGUUUGGCAUGUCGUUGGACUUCAAGAGAUGUUGGUAUACCAGAUCAAGCUGUAGCUACUGGAGCCUGGCCUGACAAUGAAUGUGCUUAUCAAACACGUUUUAAUGCUUUGGCCGAAUACUAUCAAGCUGUGGUGCAACAGGAUAAACAAGAACGGCAAGAGUACUUAAGACGUAAAGCUCCCAAGGCCCACAAAUUUCCCAGUCUUACCGAUCGUACUGGUUUAACUGUAUCCAUAAUACGACGACAAAUGGGCUGGUCUGACAAGAAUACACAAAAAGCUAAACCAGUCAAUAUAGCACCAUCAAUAGAAAGUGCUGAUGUGGGUGAAUUACCAGACAGUAUUUUUACACAGAAAAUCAAUUUGCGCAACAUUACUACGGUUAAACAACGUCACAAUCAACCUUGUGAACAACCCUUUACUAUUAACAAGCUCUAUCCGCAACGUCGUUGCAUGUGGAUUAAACGUUCUUUACGCUGUCGUCAGUGUGAACAUAAUGUUAUUAAACCGGAAUAUCAUCCUACUUCGGUUAAAUAUCGCAUACAACUAUUUGCUAGUUAUCAUGUGCCAGAUGUUUUGCUGGUCAGUUGUGAUGAGCCGCUUAAGGCCGGACAAUUGAAUUCAUUUACUUUGAAACUAAGUAAUCCAACUAUGCAUGAUAUGAUUAUAAAAAUCAUGGAAUUACCUUCGUUGGAGGAGGAAUUACAAUUGAUUGAAGAGUUUAAACGUUCUUGCACAUUAAAGGAUACUUCAUUAACUGCUGCUACUGCUAUGGAUUCUUUGAAAUCUUUAACUGGUUCUCCUAGUUUAACUGGUGCAAAUAGUUUAACUAAUACUACGUUGGUAAGGCAAACGUCUAUACAUGAAGAGCCCAGAGUGGUGAAACAAAAAGUUAAUUCCAAACUAAUACCUUUGGAAACGGAAUUUACUUUAAAUUUACGUGAUGACUCAAAGGAAUUCGAUGAGGAACCCCAGACAGCACAAAAAGAGGAACCUAAAUUUAUUGUUUGGCGUAAAUCCAAUAAGGUAUUACUACGUUUACAAUUUACUCCCGAUGCUGAUUUGAAACCAGGAGAGGAUGUUUAUGUUGGCUUUAAUUUACUUUACACUUAUGUCAAUACCGUUACUAAUACUCCGGAAAAGAAGGAACCAACUACUCACAACUUAAACUGUCGUGUUUUUGUUAAAGUUGGUUCUAUUGAAGGUUGAUAGUUGGAGGUUUAUAAAAUGGAAAGAUUAAUUGGUAAAUGCAGUAAAUUUGAAGAUUGGACAUCAUUGUAAUGAGAUCGUUAAGAUUUUGCCGCAUUUACGAACUUAAGUUUAUUGUAUUGAUUAAUUUAUUUUCUGUAAGCUUUGGCUUUUAAUUUUAAGCUUGAAAUGAAAUAUACAUAUGUAUUGAAUUCAUAGAA
This is a messenger RNA of Lucilia cuprina (Australian sheep blowfly), 1867 nucleotides long. It is a transcript of the gene DCTN4-p62, whose product is annotated as dynactin subunit 4. The record is from RefSeq and is a predicted model, not a curated record. NCBI's taxonomy places the organism in Eukaryota, Metazoa, Arthropoda, Insecta, Diptera, Calliphoridae. The transcript has 6 exons. Bases 102 to 1667 code for a protein of 521 amino acids. Gene Ontology annotation, cellular component: dynactin complex.